AUGGACCCCAAUCCAAACCCCACCGACGACGACGACCAUUGGUUCCCCGAAGACUGGCAUCACACCUCUUUCCCGGCGCUUCCCCUGUCCAACACCCAAGGCUUCGACAUUGACUUUCGCUGGGGAAGUACAUGGCUCGAUGAACAAGGUACCCCAGGGGUGGUUGCUGAGCAUGCGUCUUCAGAUGUUCCAAUGACCAAUUGGCAGAGUCUGCAAGAGAGAAACUCUCGAAUCGAUGCUGAAAUUGCUUCGACCGCAAUCAACCCGCAUCCUCACGACCACCCCCAACCCCAGCACCUACCACCCCAGCCAAGCCCCACUACCACCACCGAGCACCCAUCGAACAAGAGGAGGAGCCAACGCCAGCGCCCUGCUGCGAUAGAGACUACUGCUACUGCGCAACAAGUACCACAACCCAAGAAGAGCGGCAAGCAAACCACCGCCCGCUCCGACCGACGCCGCAGCACCACGCAGCAGCCCAGCUCCGCCGCGACCAGCUCCUCGACGACGCCCUCGACGAGCCAGCACCCCUACCACCGCCCGGCACACAGCUCGCGUCACAACCAGAGCAGCCGCAGCAGCCUCUCGGACGCCGUGCCAGCCUCGUCCACCACCACCACCACCGCCGGCAGCACCCCCACCUUUCUCCACCACCACCAUCACCAACCGGAAAGACAACCCGAUGGCACAUCAGGCCUGGGUGGUGGUGGCGGCGGCGGGGCACCUCCCGCCGUCGAGGUGAAGCUGGACUCGCCGUCGGCGCGCGUGCCGCACAAGGCUGUCGAGAAGAAGUACCGCGAGGGCAUCAAGGCCAUGUUCCGGCGGCUCAGCGCCGCUAUUCCAGGCCUGCCCAACACGCCGCACUACGGCGACAACGGCGGCAACGACUCGGACAACCCGGGCAUGCCCGCCUUCCUCCAGCACGACGGCGUCGGCGGCAGCGAGGCCGUCGGCCGCCCCCCGCAGCGGCCCACCAAGGCCGGCAUCAUCUCGCGCGCCAUCGAGUACAUCCAUCAGCUGGAGCGCGAUGCCGCCGACGAGCGCCGCCGCCGCGAGAGUGCCGAGGCUGAGAACGAGCGCCUGCGCGCCGAGGUGCGCGAGCUGCGCAGGGAGUUGGGCAUGUGGCGCGUCGGCUCGGGCAUGUUUUCGUAUGGGCAGGGCGCGGGUGAAGGCCUGGGAUGA
This is a messenger RNA of Lasiodiplodia theobromae, 1182 nucleotides long. RefSeq lists its product as uncharacterized. The record is from RefSeq and is a predicted model, not a curated record. Bases 1 to 1182 code for a protein of 393 amino acids. Gene Ontology annotation, molecular function: protein dimerization activity. NCBI's taxonomy places the organism in Eukaryota, Fungi, Ascomycota, Dothideomycetes, Botryosphaeriales, Botryosphaeriaceae. The transcript is spliced from 2 exons.